UCUAGUGAUAUGAGAAACAGUCGCUUGCGAAUCUCUCGAGUCGUAUCUGGAGUGAGCGUGUGCGUCUGUCAGACACAAGAAGCUGGAUUCAGGAAACGGCUUGGGAAUUCUCGAGUGGCGCUGAAAGUGUUUCGGGGACUCCACACUCAAGUUAAUGCCAAUUCCUUGUAAGAGCGAUGCUUGUAGGAUCUCAGAACCUGGGACACCAUAGUUACAGAUAAACAUCUAUAAUAUCAUUUCCUGAAGAAGCAACGAUGAAUUGGUGCACCUUUGGUGGGAAAGUAUUUGUCUUUGUUAUUGUUAGCAGGUUUAUGGAAAAUGCUUUUCUGUCAGCUGAGGCAAUAGAUGGAGACAUUCUACCACCUACAAUUCAGAAGCUCAUGAAAGGAUAUAACAAAUAUCUGCGGCCUUUCUUUGACAAUGGACCAGUCACUGUUGGUAUGAGCCUGGAUAUUGCAAGUAUUGACACCAUAUCUGAAAUUAAUAUGGAUUAUACAGCUACUAUAUUUCUGAGACAACGCUGGACUGAUGAACGGCUCUGCUUUGAAGGAAAUAAGAGUUUGAGUUUGGAUGGACGACUAGUGGAGUUAUUAUGGGUGCCUGACACAUUUAUAGUGGAUUCCAAAAAAUCUUUCCUUCACGAUAUCACAGUGGAAAACAGGUUAAUACGAAUAUUUCCAAACGGAACUGUGCUUUAUGCAUUAAGGAUAACAACAACUGUUGCCUGCAACAUGGAUUUAACAAAAUACCCAAUGGAUAAACAGACAUGUACUCUUCAGUUAGAAAGCUGGGGUUACAAUGUCAAUGAUGUCAUGUUUUACUGGACAAGAGGAAAUGAUUCAGUGAGUGGGCUGGAUACAUUGCGCUUAGCCCAGUAUACUGUGGAAGAUUAUUAUACCUCAGUAUCAGAAGCCAUUUAUGAGACAGGACAGUACCCAAAAUUAAUAUUUCAUUUUGAGCUGAAAAGGAACAUUUUGUAUUUUAUACUUGAGACAUAUGUUCCAUCAAGUCUGCUUGUUGUACUUUCUUGGGUGUCUUUCUGGAUCAGCCAGUCUUCAGUUCCAGCCCGAAUAUGCAUAGGUGUCACCACAGUUUUGACAAUGACAACUCUGAUGAUGGGAGCCAGGACCUCGCUUCCAAAUGCUAACUGCUUCAUCAAGGCUAUUGAUGUGUAUUUGGGAAUUUGCUUCAGUUUUAUAUUUGGGGCUUUAAUUGAGUACGCAGUUGCACACUUCUGUACCCUUCAUCAUCCUGAUGCAGCUAAAAUUAUAUCGUAUGGACAUGAAUUGCAGAGAAUUGAGGAUGAGAUGAAUGGAGCAGUGAGAACAAUUACAAGAAACUCCCAAUGUCCCAAACCCCAAGAUGAUGACUCCAGUUUAAGUAAAUGUCCUCCCACAGAAAGUGAACCAAAAGGGGAACGUAAAGAACAAGAGGACCAGUGUGCUAAGGUUUCUUACCUUCUAAAGAAAGUGGUCUGCUUUUUAAACUGCUGUCAAGUUGAAAACCCACAUUACAUAGAUAAUUAUUCAAGACUGUCGUUCCCACUCUCGUUCAUCAUUGUGAAUCUGCUGUAUUGGAUGUAUUAUCUUUAUUUAUAAAAACUGUUGGAUUCACAAAAAAAUUAGGAAGCAAAAAAUUAAAUAAAAUAAUUUGCAAAGUGUAGUACAGAAAAUACUCUAGGAACCCAGAGUACUGUGUAUGCAGCUUGAGUUGCAGUGAGGCUGAAAGACAGGAAGCCGAUGUUUUUAAGGGUUGACACCUCACGCAUGUAAUCAUAUAAGAAAGCAACUCUGGAAUAAACCCUUUGGCUCAGUAUAUUUUCUAUAUUCUUUUGUGGAGUGAAAUGUACACAAGACGUAAUUCACUGUUUCAACUUAAUGUCCAUCAGAAAAUAAAGGGAAGUAGAGUAUUUAGCCAUUUAACUAUUUAUUUUUGUGCUUUUCGUAUGCUACAGCCACUGAAUGUACAAUCAAUGCAAACUGUUAAUAGGUUUUGCAUCCUUUAACAAACUAAUAUCUGUAAACGCAUUUCUGCCUGUGUAUACUUUAGUAUAAAACAAAUAAAUAAUGGUCUCAUCUUGUUUAGAUCAUAUUGAAUGUAUGCAAAGAAAACCUGAAAUAGCUUUAGUCUUUGUUUUCUGAAGCACCAGCUCCAUGUCCAUGUUUUGCAUUAUGGAUUAUAAGACACCACAACCUUGUCCGCAUGUCUGCAUGGCAUUCGUGAUAAUCAGCAUUCGCAUUAUCUACCCCUCAAAGGUAUCCCAAAGAGAAUAUGCAUUUUAAAUUUAUCAUGCAGUGCCCCUUUUGGAAAGAAAAUAUACCCUUUCAUAAAUAUACAGCAUGUGUUCUAAUGGACUGUCUGAUUUUUAAAAACCCUACAAAUUAAAAUUUUGUAUGAUUGUUAUAAUCAGUUGCUUGAUGUGUUAGUUGUAGGGAAUAAACAGUUGUGUUCCCUAUCAGCCCUUUGUGUGUAUGAAUGUUUCAACCCUGAAAAGAGCUACAUACUUUAUCUAACAAAAAAAAUCCCAAAUAAAUGAUUAUACAGCCCCUUUGGCAAGAAAACAACAUUUCUUUGUUUCAAGUACAGGUAUCCACUGCUUAAUGUUCACAAUACAUUCUGUGAAAUAUGAUGUUAUGUGAUUUGGACAGUGUGCGAACACUAUAUUAUAUCAGUACAUAUACAGUACUCAGGAAAGCUUUAUGAGAUACUGUAGUUUAGCUGAAUUGACUAAAUACACAGAGAUAAUGCUACAAUGAUCCAGAGAUGCAUGAUACAUGAGAUUGGGUGCUGCUGCCCAUGUGUCAAACCAUACUGUUAAAAUGAAAGUUCACAUCAAAAUAAUGAUAGCAAGUACAUUACAGUACUGGCCUUGCAAUCACUUUGUAUACAAGAGAGUUGAGAUUCACAUUUUGCGCAAGGGAAGCUGUUGCGUUUACUAAGUUAGAUUACGUAUGCAACAUCCUGUUCCCCAACCAGGAUUUCCAAACAUUAUGGGACCAAGAAAGUAUAUGCAGUCGGACAUUGCCUGAACACACAUUAUGUGGUGCAUAUCUGUAUUUGAUUUUGAAAAUAUGAACUAAAUCGACAUUCACACUUAAUUUCAGUUAUUAAUAAAGUUUUUAUUUCCAAUUUGUAAAAAUUACAUGUUUUUGAAAGAAGAAAAUUAACAAGCAAUAUUUUCACCUACAUAAUUGUUUUACUUGCUAGACCUAAUGAAGAAAAAGUAGAAACAUCUGACAAGUCUUCUGUAGUUAAAAAAUGAAAGUGACAAUUUUUGUUUUGGUCAUUCAGCAUUGAAAAACCUUACACAGUAGGAAGUGAAAUUUAAAAUAGUGCAAGAACAAAUGAAAAGAGGUGAUUGACUUCUCAGUCAUGGUAUUAUUAUUUUCUAAAUUACCCUGAAUAGGGUAUCUUCUAAAACAAGAGGCAAGAAAACCCCAGUCAUUGCUACACAGCAGUCAAGUAUUACGUGUAGUGACCUCAAUUAAUUCCAUGUGGGAUGAGGGAGGAAGUUGUCAAAUGCAAACACAUUGAGUACUUAAAAUUCUAUUUCCCUACAUGUUUAAUAAUAUCACUAGACAUAUAAAUACAGCUCCUAAAUAUAUUGAUAUUUUUGUUUCAGUGCAGAAGGAAUGUUACAUCAGAGCUUGCAGUGACUUGACAAGUGAAAUGUCUUCGAUUGAUUUUGAGCACUGGAGGCAACACUACUGCACUUUAUUUUAGCAUCCUUAUUAGUUAUUUGUCAGUCGGUUUAUUGAUUAGGGCUACAUAUGAUAAUAUUUAAAGCCACAUGCUGAUCUUUUAUGGGUUAUGAAUGCUCACUUGCAGAAAGAGACACCUUUCAUAUUCUGUUAUUCCUAAACAUCUUUGUGCUGUCUCAAUAUACAUGUACAAUAUUUUUGCUUUGCUUGCCAAGAAAAAUCUACAGUUUAUUCAUUUAUUUCUGUUUUGAUGAAACAUUCUUCAUGAUAAAAAGAAGUAUUGUAAAAGUUCCUAUUUUGUGAAUUUGUCAUUGAAAUUAGAUGUUAAUAUUUGCAGUGUGUUGUGCAAAUCUGUGAUUAUUCUUGCUUAUUCUUCUUCUUAUUUGUGAUCAUCGUGCAUUUUUUUAUGGCAUUUUAUACUGACAAAGACAGAGGGCACCUACAGGAAGAAAAUAUGCUAAAUGAUAAGCACAAUUAAAUUGAAUUCCAACUAGAUCCUUAUUUAUUGUAUUAUGAACUUUAUGAAGUGCCUUUACAAGAAUCAUUUUGCUCAUUGUAAAAGCAAAUACAUAUAUACAUUCUUAUAAGUCCAAUUCAUGGUGGGGGAGUGUAACCUAUUCUGGCCACACUGGGUGCAGGACAGCAAACCACUCUGGACAGGACCCAUUCGUGAUAGUGCCCACUAACUCAUGCAAAUACCCCCACUAACACUCAUACACAGCAAAUUAAAAUGAAAUUUAUACUGCAAAACUGAAUAGGCGCAGACAUGGAAAGAUGCAGCGUACCCUGUUCUGUUUGUAGCACGAUUAUAUGUGCAUAGCACUGUGUGCAGUUUCUCUUCAAAUGCAUCCAUGCUGUUGUUGUGUGGCAUAUGUUGACAAAAGACAGGUGUGCACUGGACUGUGCACACACAAAAUUCUGCGCAACAUGACUCCCAACAAAAUUUUUACAACAUGGACUCUUGCAGCUAUGCAGAUGCACAAAGUAUACAUGGACAUUUAGAGUUUCUAGUUAAUCUAAUCUGAGCAUCUCUGAGGAUGUGGGUCGAAAACCAGAGUACCUGGAAGAAAACUCGGUCAGAGGCAGAGAAAUGUGCAAACUCAUGGGUGAUGAACAGGUGUGGGAUUUAAACCUAAAAUUCUGGAUUCUGGAUUGAUUAAUCGGCAGUGAUAAGUAUUGUGCCACCAUGACACCCUAACAAAAUAAUUAUUGCACAUUUAAUAAUCAGUUGCAAUUUUGCAAUUAUUUAUAAAUAAAUUCCAAGGAUGCAGACUAAUAAGUAUUCAUGAAAUAUAAGAGCUUGCAUCUGCAACCUACUAGAUCCAAAGAGAUAACCUUGUACUUUUUUGUGCGGUCCUUUGUAGAUAAGGUGACCAGAAUUUUUUGGGCCAAUCUGGGGACAUAU
This is a messenger RNA of Polypterus senegalus (gray bichir), 5106 nucleotides long. It is a transcript of the gene gabrzb, whose product is annotated as gamma-aminobutyric acid receptor subunit pi. Gene Ontology annotation, biological process: monoatomic ion transmembrane transport; signal transduction; regulation of membrane potential. The transcript has 10 exons. The record is from RefSeq and is a predicted model, not a curated record. NCBI's taxonomy places the organism in Eukaryota, Metazoa, Chordata, Cladistia, Polypteriformes, Polypteridae. The coding region runs from base 255 to 1598 and encodes 447 amino acids. Gene Ontology annotation, cellular component: GABA-A receptor complex; synapse; membrane. Gene Ontology annotation, molecular function: GABA-A receptor activity; extracellular ligand-gated monoatomic ion channel activity; neurotransmitter receptor activity.